AUGAAGAAAAUCCUUAAAUCUCACUCAAUACAUUAUCAUUUCUCUCCUCAUCAAGACUUAAUUGAGCCAGAUUCCGAAGAAACUCCAAACUACCAAGAAGAACUUGACGAAGGCUGCUAUGCCGAUUCCGAAUUAUCUGAUAGUGACAUUAUCAGCCCUCAAACUUCUUUUUUGCAUAAAAACACUAGCUCAAUCGGCAAUGGGCUGUCCAAAAGCUUUCAAGAUGACGUAGACAUUCAAAUUCACUUAAUCCAAAGUCAGCACAAAAAGCGAGAAGAUUAUGAUCGCAGACUGCGAGUCUUGCUGAAAAAAUCGCUAUUAGAUUUAUUUUUUAAAUUCAAAGCACAAAAAUGAACUCCAAUGCCUGAAGUGAUUGAAGAAAGAAGCAGCGAAGAACAAAGUCCAAUCCGAGCUUUAGGUAAAGAUGAGCCUGAUCCAGCCUAUUUAAGACUAGAGUUUUCGGAAGAUAAAGCGAAAAGGCCAAAUUUAAGAAUCCAUAGAAGGUCUUUGUCUACUCCUGAACCUAUCACUGAUGAUGAAAUCAGGCAUUGCCAAGAAAUUGCUGAAGAGGUUACGUAAGGGCUAAAUAGGGAAAUAGAGAAGUCGAGAAUAAUCCCUAGAUUAAAAGAGAAGCUGUCUCCUGGAACACCUACAUAUGCAAAAGUGAAUAUCCUCAAUUAUUCAACAUUAAACUAA
This is a messenger RNA of Blepharisma stoltei, 696 nucleotides long. NCBI's taxonomy places the organism in Eukaryota, Ciliophora, Heterotrichea, Heterotrichida, Blepharismidae. The record is from the annotation of a GenBank genome assembly.